This is a messenger RNA of Melitaea cinxia (Glanville fritillary), 1243 nucleotides long. It is a transcript of the gene Nup43, whose product is annotated as nucleoporin Nup43. The coding region runs from base 127 to 1152 and encodes 341 amino acids. NCBI's taxonomy places the organism in Eukaryota, Metazoa, Arthropoda, Insecta, Lepidoptera, Nymphalidae. Gene Ontology annotation, molecular function: protein binding. The record is from RefSeq and is a predicted model, not a curated record. Gene Ontology annotation, cellular component: nuclear pore outer ring. The transcript is spliced from 3 exons.
CUGACAGAUGACAUUUUGUUAACCUCAAAUGCUUUGCUCAAAUGUUAUGUUAAAGCGGUUUCGUUUUUCUUGUGACAAAUAAAAAUAUUCUUACUUGAUUUUGAUAUUUACUUUAAUUCCUAAAAAAUGCCGCUUGAUGUGCAAGGUACUUUCGUGUCACAGAAAAUUAACAAAAUAAGAUGGAUACCCGAAGAUUACGUCGAAACAAAACAUUUUUUUACUGGAAGUUGGGACGAUGAUGAAAACUCCAUAAAAGUUUGGAGUUUUGAAUUUAUAAAUGAAGAUGAAGACGUCGAGUACCCAAAACAAUUAUCAGAAUACAAAGUUAACGGUGAUGUUACUGAUAUAAAGUUUUUGGAUAAGAAGUCUAUCGCUGUUUCAAUUUCAAGUGGUGAUGUCCGAAUAUUAGAAAUAAGUGCCUACGAUAGACAAGCUCCUUUAAAAGAAGUUCAUAUCUGGAAAUCGUUACACAAUUUUAGCUCAGAUAAAUGUUCAUGCACAGCACUAGAUACACUUGAAGGUGAUAUUGCAAGUAUUGGCGAGGAUGGAAAUGUGAACAUUCUGAACAGUCGGAGAGGUGAUAUUACAAGGAGUAUUAAAGGAGCAGACAGCUGUUCCUUGCAUGCAGUGUGUUUUAUUAAACUGAACGAGGUCAUAACAGGCAAUAUCCGAGGUCACAUGAAAAUAUGGGAUAUAAGAUCUGCAAAUGACAAACCCGCUGCAGCAUUUUUACUCGCUGGAGACGAGCUAGCAGCCACAUGUAUAACACGACAUCCCACACAACCUCAUAUAAUAUUAGCUGGCAGUGAAUCAGGAGCUGUCGCUGUUUGGGACUUACGUAUGAACCAGUUCCCGACUUCUUUACUCAACGCUCACGCUGCUGGUGUCACAGAAAUGCAAUUCCACCCAGAAAAUCCUAACAAAUUGCUAACAAGCUCGGUGUCAGGAGAAAUAUGGGAUUGGAAUAUGGAUAUGUUGACGAAGAAAGGUCUAGAAGAAUAUGUGCCAUUAGAAGAUAAAACGUCAUUGAAUGUAACCUCGUUAAUGCCAGCAUUACACAAGCCGAUAAAUUCUCUACACUGUGAUCGAGGCAGGAUACUCUGUGGGGCAGAUAAUGAAGCUAUAUACUUGAUUAAAAAUUUGAAGUAUUGAUCUUUUUUUGUUCUUAUUAAUGUGCAUUCCUUAAACACAGUUCUGUGCAUUUGUUUUUGUGUCUGUGAAACAUUAAAAGUAUUCACAAAAA